This is a messenger RNA of Pristis pectinata (smalltooth sawfish), 3629 nucleotides long. RefSeq names its product amyloid beta (A4) precursor protein-binding, family B, member 1 interacting protein (gene apbb1ip). Gene Ontology annotation, cellular component: plasma membrane; cytosol. The record is from RefSeq and is a predicted model, not a curated record. The coding region runs from base 262 to 2103 and encodes 613 amino acids. Gene Ontology annotation, biological process: signal transduction. The transcript is spliced from 14 exons. NCBI's taxonomy places the organism in Eukaryota, Metazoa, Chordata, Chondrichthyes, Rhinopristiformes, Pristidae.
UCUUUCAGUGUUAUGCAAUUGAAAAUCAUGCUUUCCAAGAAUGAAGCAUCUUCUGGUCAUUUCACGUCACUUGGAAAAUUCAGCUGGGAAUUUCCUGUUUGAGCCUCUCUUGCAACCUGACACAAGUUCCACCUCAAAGCAUACUGAUGAUGCCAUUCCCCAUUCAUUCUUCCUUUUGGCUCAUUGUGGAGAACUUGGACUGCAUUGUUCUGGGAACAUCUCAUUUUGAGACUGCCAGAAAAACCAGGUCUUCCUCCCACCAUGUUAAACUGGGAUGCUGGGAAGAUGGAGUCUGGAGGAGGUAAACCCUGCGAUGACAUAGACGCCAUGUUCAGUGAUCUCCUAGGAGAGAUGGACUUGCUGACACAGAGUUUGGGGGUGGAUGAUAAUCCACCUGAACCCAUUAAACCCAGUCUGAACACAGAGUUCAACUUCUCCAUUGGCUUUACAGAUGAAAAUGAGUCUCUCAAAGCACUGGAAGAAACCGAUUUUGAUGCUUUAAUGGCAGACUUGAUGCAAGGGAUCAGUGAGACAGAGAAAACCUGUAGUGUUAUACCUCAAGCUUCACCAGCUUCAGCCAUUGGGAAUACUACCACGACACCAAAUAUUCCAAAUGUUCAUUCAAAGGGGCCUCCAAAGCCACCAAUCAGACACACCGAGCCAUCAAGUCAUAAUUUACCACCACCUCCUGUGGACUUAUUUCCCCCAAUCCCGCCAGUUUCUCUGCCUCAACCAUCGCCACCUCCUCCAGAACCUCCAGAGCCGUUAACUGAGGAGGAACAAAAGGCCAAAGAAAAAACUGACAAGAUUAAACUUGCUUUGGAAAAGCUGAAAGAAGCAAAGGUUAAAAAGCUUGUUGUCAAGGUCCUUAUGAAUGACAACAGUAGUAAAACGCUGAUGGUUGAUGAAAGGCAGACCGUGCGAGAAAUUUUGGACAAUUUAUUUGAGAAGUCUCACUGUGACUGCAGCGUGGACUGGUGUCUGUAUGAAAAUAAUCCCGAGCUACAGAUUGAGAGAUUUCUUGAAGACCACGAGAAUCUGGUGGAAACCUUGUCCCACUGGAUGCGUGACAGUGAAAACAAACUGAUGUUUGUUGAACGAAAAGACAAAUAUGCUGUCUUUAAAAAUCCACAGGAUUUCUACAUUGCAAAGAAAAAAACAGAAGGGAAGAAUAUGAAGGAGAAAAAUAAGGAGGCUUUACUGGAGGAAUGUUUUUGUGGAACAUCUGUCAUUAUACCAGAGCUGGAAGGAGCCCUCUUUGUAAAAGAAGAUGGAAAAAAGUCGUGGAAGCGUCGGUACUUUCUCCUCCGUGCUUCUGGGAUUUAUUAUGUUCCUAAAGGAAAAACUAAGACGUCUUGUGAUCUGGUUUGUUUCAUCCAAUUUGAGAAUGUCAACAUUUACUACGGAAUGAAUUACAAAGCAAAAUACAAAGCACCGACUGACCAUUGCUUUGUCCUAAAGCACCCCCAGAUUCAGAAGGAGUCACAAUACAUCAAGUACCUGUGCUGUGAUAAUGCUUGGACUCUACAACAGUGGGUAACUGGGAUACGAAUAGGAAAGUACAGUAAGACAUUGUACGACAAUUACAAGGUGGCAUUACAAAGGGCUGGACUGGCAUCACGAUGGACAAAUUUAUCAACAGCGGAGUCUGUCAAUACCACUAGCGCCAUUCCAGCUCCUCUUCAAGCAAAUGGACACGCAGGACGAGCCCAGCAAUCACUGAACACACCUGGAGCCCCGUAUAACGAAGAGGAGAAGACAACCAAAGAUAUUGAUUCCUUCCUCCCUCCACCACCUGCUCAAAUGAUGUAUCAAGGGCCAACCAAUUUCGAAGAUGAGGAGCUCCCACCUCCUCCUCCAUCCUUUGAACCACCUCCUCCACCUUUCCAAGCUCCUCCCCCUGCAGCAGAGCCAGCUAAGCCAAAGGUCUUGUCAGGACCUCCUCAACACCUGUCCGACAUCUUCCACCAUCAGCGCACCGCCUCCAACCUUACUGAAGCGGAAAAAAUUCAGGUACGAGAAAUCAACCGAACCAAAUGUUCUCUUUGCGGAUUUACCCCCACCUCCACCGGAUCCAGAGAAUUUUCCAGAGCCGCCUCCUGAUUUUCUGCCACCGCCUCCCUCCUUGCUUCAACAGCACUUCAGGUGGAGGUACCACCCCCUCCUCCUCCUCCUCCUCCACCUCCACCAGCUCCAACCAACAAUGCCCCAAAAAUAGUCGUGCCAAAGAGGAGCGAGGAAUAGCACACUGAGCUCCAAUCCUAGACCUCCUCCUGCAUCGGACAAGCCAGACCUUAUGUCAGAUCUCAUGAAAGUCCUACAGAAAAAAAGAGCUGCACAGAAUGAAUAAGUACAAUCAGUUUCAAAUCAAAGUUUUGUGUCCAUACUAAACUAUUUACUAAAAUGUUUUACAUGUUACUUUAAGAAAGGGAACUGAAAUUCUAUCAGAUGGUAAAUGUGGUAUGGUAAGGUUCCCUUUUCACUUCCUCUUGUUGAUUUAGCUGAAUUCCAAUGUCGAAGCGUGUUGUAUGAUUGAAGUUGCUGUUGCUAUAUGAUCUCCAGUUCAGAAGGAUGUGACACAGGAAAGACUUGCACUUCUAAGGGAUAUAAUUUGGGUCUGCAUAGAGAUCAAAUGGUCACUGCUUACUUAUGCUACUAUUUGUGGCCAAACUGCUCACAAACCACAUCUCGGCCCAUACAUGAAGAAUUGCAACAGUUAUUAAAUGGACCUCAAACCCAUCAAAUACAUUUUUCUUCAUUUUCAAUAUAGAAGAAUAAAGAAGUUGAUUAACUUGGUGAAAAUGGCUACAGACCAUGGAUUUCAAACUUCCUCGAUUUCACUCCUUUCUAGUUAACAUAAAGGUCCAUUGAAAGUCAGAAGUUUGUGUUUGUAACACUGAACUAUGAUACUUGAGGCACAGAGAUAUCAAGCGACAUUCAGAACUGGUUGACACCCAUGUGCUGAGUUUAGGGCUUCACUGUUUCACCAUUGCCCAACAUAUUAUUGUGAAUGUUAAACCAUAGACUGCAGUUUUGAAUUUAACUAACAUCCUACUUAUGAGAAGCACAAUUAGUCCCAUAAUUUUUUUGUGAUUAUUGUGCAUACAGUCUUCUUCAUUGUGAAUUUCUAUUUACAACAGUGUUGGCUAUAAACGUGACAUGAUGCAGCUCUUUUUAAAAAAAAAACAAAGUGCUAUAUAAUGAAUACCUUUUUAUGUAUUGUUAUUAAAAUCAUAUAAAAAAUUAUAAUAUGGCUGUCUAAUGUGCUGCACACCUCAGAGAUGAUCCUGAAUUCUCCUUUCUUCUAUUUUUAAGAAUGAUUUCCCAACUCCCAGAGUCUGAUUUCUUCACAUGUUGCAGUUGCUAUUGAAAUGAGGGAUAUGCCUAACCAAGGAUAAUAUUUAUGACAUUACAAUAUGUUUAUGUAUGAAAAGUUUCUUAAUGGUAAAUCUUGCAUGUUUUCCUGACAAGUUGAUGCUGCAAUACUUCUAGCACACUCUUCAUUCCAAUGUCAGAAUACAUGGCCUUGGGACAUGGGUAUUUUUAUGAACAGGGCCUUUAUGACUGGAAUCAAAAUGGUGCUAUGUUAUAUUCUAUUGGGGAUUCCACAAUACCCUAUCAAAAUUAGC